Messenger RNA from Lathyrus oleraceus (garden pea), 1402 nucleotides. RefSeq names its product ABC transporter E family member 2. The transcript has 6 exons. Bases 218 to 730 code for a protein of 170 amino acids. The record is from RefSeq and is a predicted model, not a curated record. Gene Ontology annotation, molecular function: ATP hydrolysis activity; ATP binding; cysteine-type peptidase activity. Gene Ontology annotation, biological process: proteolysis. NCBI's taxonomy places the organism in Eukaryota, Viridiplantae, Streptophyta, Magnoliopsida, Fabales, Fabaceae.
UAAGAUAUAAAAGAUCAGUGUAAAUUGGAUAAUCCGACCCACAAACCCGAUUCCAGUGGCAAAUUGAAGCAAGGAACCCUAGCUUUGCUUUUUCUUUAUCCUUCCUUUUCCCCUUUUUGAAACCUCCUUCUGCUUGAGCGUUUCAAGCACACGCCUUUCUCUCUACCACCCAAUCUCCACCUUCGUGUAAUCAUCGAUUAAGGUGGUGUAGGGCAACAUGUCAGAUCGAUUGACGCGUAUUGCCAUCGUCAGCAACGACAGAUGCAAGCCCAAAAAGUGUCGUCAGGAGUGUAAGAAGAGUUGCCCUGUCGUCAGAACCGGUAGAUUGUGUAUUGAGGUUACUUCUCAAUCAAAGAUUGCUUACAUAUCUGAGGAAUUGUGCAUUGGAUGUGGUAUUUGUGUUAAGAAAUGUCCUUUUGAAGUUAUCCAGAUUAUCAACUUACCUAAGGAUUUGGACAAAGACACCACUCACAGAUAUGGUCCUAAUACUUUUAAGCUUCACAAGUUGCCGGUUCCUAGGCCGGGGCAAGUGCUUGGUUUGGUUGGGACAAAUGGAAUUGGGAAGUCCACCGCCCUCAAAGUUUUGGCUGGAAAGUUGAAGCCAAACUUGGGUCGUUUCACUAAUCCCCCUGAUUGGCAGGAAAUUUUGACCUAUUUUCGAGGAUCUGAAUUACAUAAUUACUUUACUCGCAUUCUAGAGGAUGAUUUGAAGGAGAAUUUCUUUAAAUGAGAAGGGGUACACAAAUUCAUUGUUUAUCAUGUUGACAUUGACUGGAAUAUGUUGUAUCUGUGGCAUUGCUAUGUAGAAGUAACUACUAGUAGGUGUCUGGUAAGAUACUACAACUUAGAUAAUGUUUGCAGACCUGGGAAAAAUCCAAAUUCACCUUUGAUACUGUUAGUUUAUCAUUAACCAUAUCAUCAAAGUACUUCAGUAUUACAGAUUGGAAGACCUUAUUAUAGAGAAUAGAAACAUUGUUUAGAAGCUUUGAAAUCUGUAGUUAGUUACUACCUGUCCCUGUAUGUAAGACCAUCAUAUUGGUCAAAACACAAGAAUUAUUAUUAACCAUAUCAUCAAAGUAAUUCAGUAUUACAGAUUGGAAGACCUUAUUAUAGAGAAUACAAAAAUUGAUUGGAAGCUUUGAAAUUUGUAGUUAGUUACUACUUCUGUCCCUGCAUGUAAGACCAUAUUGGUCCAAACACAAGAAUUAAUAAAACUAGUUUUUACAUUAAUUGAAUUUGUCAAUAAUGUACAUUCUCUUGCGUAAAUGGCUGGUCUUUUAAUUCUUUUUAUUUAACUAGGUUUUUUUGUUGUUGUGGAAAAUAAUAAUUAAUGCAUCUUGUGAAAUUUGAAGAGGGACAAUAAAAUCUUACUAGAGGGUCUUAUAUAAGGAGUAUAUAUGAU